AUGGUUCUCUCGCUCAGGAAGUACUUCGUAACACUUGCGCUUUAUUUUGGGUGUAUCGUAUCGUGUUAUAGAGUUUUUGCACAAGAUGUUCCUGAGAUUUUGAACCUACAUUUAGUUAAAGGUGAUAUCGGCAAAAACACAAACAUAAGCUGCAAUGUGUCACCAACUGAAGCCACAGUAGAUUGGCUUUACAACAAUGAACCACUUAAUAUUGGUGAAAGGGCUAAAAUUUAUGCAGAAGAACGAUUGUUAGAAACAAAGGAUUUAGAUGGAAACCGUCGUAAAUACAAGUUUCACAACUUGAUAAUAACAAAUGUGACGUCCGGUGACGAUGGGAACUACACAUGCAUAGCCAAGGUGGCUGAGAUCAGGUCCGAUAGAACUGUGGUACUGGACCACAGCUUCCCUGGUAAACUGGUUAAUCAGACGUCCGGACCAAUCAAGCAGAAUGUAACAGACCAAAAUAAUGUGUCCAUGCAGUGUAUCUUUGAAAUAUACAAGCCGAGUGAAGUAAGAUGGUGGAAAAAAGGCAAGGAUGACGAAAUUAUCGAUUUAGCAGUAAAAUCACCAAAGCGAAUCGAUCUCAAACUCGUACAAAGUGACUUCAACUUGCCCAUUCGGAGUCCUGAAGACAAUGGCACUUAUAUAUGCGAGAUUUGGGAUCCGGUCUCCUCGAAGAACAUAACCGGCGAUAUAAACGUCAUAGUAUUCGCUUCACCCCAAGUCGUAAUAGAUACAGUGAUCCCAAUAAGUGCAUCUCAGUUGUUCUUAAACUGGACAAUUCGUUCAUACAACUCCCCUAUAAGGACCUACAGCUUAAUGUACCGCAGGCUGCCCUCAAACGACUUCAGUCUCUACACAAGAGAGAAAAUCGGAACUAAAAAUAUAUCUUUCGUAAUGGAAGGAUUGGAAAAGUCGACCAAUUAUCAACUUAAAUUAGAAGUAGCUACUUUAUAUGGACCAAGCAAACCUCACAUAUAUGAGUCAACGGUUAGGACAUUGGACAAUGACCCCAUAUUUGUGCCGAAUAUAUCGAUUAAUGGAUUUUCAGCAACCUCAGUUACCAUAGGGUGGGCUCCUCCACCAGAGAAGAUAGCGGAAUUGAUACAUUACUAUCUUCUAGAAGCGAGGAAGAAAGAUGAAGUGGCACCAAGAAGGGCAUAUCAUUCGAAGGAUAAUAGAAAUCUUCCAUACAUGUUUGAUAAUUUGGAACCCCAUAGUACUUAUUUGUUUAGGGUAUGCGCAUGCUCAGAUUUUACAAAGCAAUGCGGGAACUGGUCGUCUGAAAUGGAAGCAGCGACAUCAGACGGCACGCCGGGGAGGCCCAGUAAUGUGACCAUACAUUGCGCUAGCAGCUGGAUAAAUAUGACUUGGCAACCACCUAUCAAGCCUAAUGCCGAGAUAAAGGGGUACACUAUGGAGCUAACAGGAAACUCUACUUAUAGAGAUCAGCAUGGCACUCUGAAAGAGGAUAUCCGAGGACCACUCACUAAGUUUAAAACUAAUGAUUCUAGGAGUGUGAGAUUCGAGGACCUGCAGCCGAACAUGAACUACACGGUGCGGCUGCGCGCUAUGACGCGGUCGCGGCGCCGCGGCGACGAGGAGGUGCGCCACUGCGCCACCGCGCCCGCGCCGCCCGACCCGCUCUCGCGCCUGCCAUUGCAGAAGGUUCGAGAAGAAGAUAAAUACGUCUUCGCUAUAAAAAUACCUCGGGUGUCUGAAAGAAAUGGGCCAAUAUGUUGUUACAGGAUUUAUAUGGUGCGGCUAUUGCCACAUUCUGUUUGGAAUAACCUACCGCAGCCCAAAGAUAUAAGUAUUGUUGACUAUGAAGAGGCACAUGGGGUCCAGCCUGUCUUAGGAGCUUAUAUUACUGAUGUUUUUUCUAAUGAUAACUUCCCAGAAUCGGAGCUCAUAAUUGGUGAUGGCAAAUCCUUGUUCAACACAGACGAUCCGACUCUAAACAGUGACAAUUGUAAGCGAUGUCUCAAGAAGCCCAGACGAGCCUAUGACAUACCACCACCAAAGCACCAAACCACCACAACAACCUCCCCUCCGACCACCAUAUCCAGUCCUACCACCAAGGACGACUUUUUGCUUUUGGAUGACACAUUCACGACUUUGGAACCAGAGGAAGAGAUUAGAGAGAAGAGAUCAUAUUUGGAUGACAGGGAUUACAUGAACAAUCCGAUGAUGAUGAAUAAUCCCAUGUUGAUGAAUAAACAAGAGGAGAUAGAGGUGAAGGAAGACUUGCAAGUGAAAGAUGGACUCUUGGAUCCUUCUGCCAAUUACACUGCAUUUAUGGAGUUGAUACCGGGUUCAGAAGACGACGAGCCGCUCUACAGUGUAUACUCGAACGUGCUAAUGGCGGCCGCUUCGCCCGUGCCCACUCCGCCCACUCAAAUUCUAGAAAUUGUUUUAUUGGCAACAUGUGGGGUAGCAGCGCUCGUGCUAGUGGCCGCCAUAUUCGUGUGCGUGCGGCAGACGCGGCGCUCGCGCAAGCACCAUCACCACCACCUGGACAGGAAUCCACUGCAAGCUGUUUUUAGAUGCUUCGUAGACCAGUUCGGCGGCAGACAGCAGCUGGUGAGCGCGACGCCGCCCGACAUGCCGCCCAUCGCCAAGGAGGACCUCGCAGCUGCGUACGCAGAACGGCAAGCUGACUCCGACUACGGCUUUCAGAAGGAGUUUGAGUUGUUGCAGAUGCUGCCCGAGUGCUUCCCCGACCGCACCACGCACGCGUCUGAGGCGCGCGAGAACCAGCCCAAGAACCGGUAUCCGGAUAUCAAGGCGUACGAUCAGACCAGGGUCAAACUAUCCCAGCAGGAUGGGAUCACCGGAUCUGAUUAUAUCAACGCUAAUUAUGUCAUGGGAUACAAGGACCCUUCGGAGAUUAACCAGGAGCGCAAACUAUUUAUAUGCGCGCAAGGACCAACAGACACAACGGUGAACGACUUCUGGCGCAUGAUAUGGGAGCAUGGCCUGGAGCUGAUCGUGAUGCUCACCAACCUCGAGGAGUACAGCAAGGUCAAGUGCAGCAAGUACUGGCCCGACGACCUGAGGGGUUCGCGCGCGUUUGGAAAUAUCACUGUGCACCAUGUUACUGAGAAACGAUAUUCGGACUAUAUAGUAAGGGAACUGAAAAUCUCUAAGCAGCCGGUUAAUGCAGAUGGACAACCUAUAGUUGAAAAUAAUGGAAUUGCCAAGAGGAAUGGAGAUUGUGGUAUGAGCGACUCCAGCGCGCCGACGUCGCCGCGCGAGGUGAAGGGCGACACGCGGCUGGUGCGUCAGUACCACUUCCUCAUGUGGAAGGACUUUGCGGCGCCCGAACAUCCACACUCCAUACUUAAGUUUAUAAAGAGAGUGAACGAGGCGUGGUCUAGCAUGGUGGGGCGGCCGGUGGUGGUGCACUGCUCGGCGGGCGUGGGCCGCACCGGCACGCUGGUGGCGCUGGACUGCCUGCUGGAGCAGCUGCGCGCGACGGGACACGCGGCCGUAUUCAACACCGUGGCCGAGCUGCGCAGGCAGAGGAACUUCCUCGUACAGUCUCUGAAACAAUACGUUUUCGUAUACCGCGCGCUGGUGGAGUACGCGCACUACGGCGACACCGAGAUCCCGGCGUCCAGGCUGAAGAGCUGCAUCGACCGCCUGCGCAACACGCCCGAGGGCGCCGACAAGUGUCUCAUGGAACAUGAGUUCGAGAAAAUGAUGGAGCCGCCGGUAGCGGAGCCGGCCAAGUCGUGCGCGGCGGGCGGCGCGGACGAGCUGCGCGCGCGCAACCGCAGCGCCGACUGCCUGCCCUACGACCGCAACCGCGUCAUCCUCGCGCCGCUGCCCGGCCGCGACUACUCCACAUACAUCAACGCGUCCUUUGUUGAAGCUUACGACAACACGGAAGGAUUCAUCAUCACACAAGACCCUCUGCCCAGCACGAUAAUGGACUUUUGGAGGAUGGUGUCCGAACAUAAUGUAUCUACUAUUGUUAUGUUGAGUGAGCUGGGUGAGGGCAAGUGUCCGCGGUACUGGGACGACGGCACGGUGCAGUACGAGCACAUCUCCGUGGAGUACGAGGAGAGCGAGUCCUGUCCCUACUACACCAGGCGUCAGUUCAGAGUCACUAAUAAUAAGAGCGGGGACUGGCGUUGCGUGCGCCACCUGCAGUACCAGGGCUGGCCCACGGCGGCGGGCCACGUGCCCGAGGUGACGCGCGGCCUCGCCGAGCUGGCCGAGCUGGCCGCGCCGCCCGACGCCGGCGACGAGCCCGGCCGCGACCCGCUGCUUGUGCACUGCCAACUGGGCACGGAGCGGUCGUCGCUGUUCGUGGCGCUGUGCAUCCUUAUCUGGCAGCUGCGCGUGGAGCGGCGCGUGGACGUGGCGUGCGUGGCGCGCAAGGUGCGCUCGCAGCGCGCGCGCACCAUCGACACGUUUUUGCAAUACGAAUUCCUACACCGUGCCAUACUGAACUACGCGGAACUACACAAUCUACUGGAAGACAGC
Brenthis ino (lesser marbled fritillary) is the source of this 4494-nucleotide messenger RNA. The record is from the annotation of a GenBank genome assembly. NCBI's taxonomy places the organism in Eukaryota, Metazoa, Arthropoda, Insecta, Lepidoptera, Nymphalidae.